This is a messenger RNA of Pimephales promelas (fathead minnow), 3161 nucleotides long. It is a transcript of the gene nos1apa, whose product is annotated as nitric oxide synthase 1 (neuronal) adaptor protein a. The record is from RefSeq and is a predicted model, not a curated record. Gene Ontology annotation, molecular function: nitric-oxide synthase binding. NCBI's taxonomy places the organism in Eukaryota, Metazoa, Chordata, Actinopteri, Cypriniformes, Leuciscidae.
CCUGAAGCCGUGUUCCAAUGAAAGCAGGUGGAAUUCCCCCUUUCAACCAAUGGCGCUCUGCCCUCGCAACAAUCUCUUCGAAAAGGAUGUGUGGGCUCGGAUAUGGCUCUGGCGUGAAGUUGUUGGAAACGGACAAUCCCAGGAAGCAGGAUUUUGGCACUACUACACCAGCUAAAGCUUAGGGCUACCCGCUUGAAUGGGAACGAGUGAGCGGAUCAUUCAUAUUCGGUCAAGCGAACACUGGGAAUCCACUUCGGCGACGUCGGAUCGAAGAAAAUAGUGAUUUCUACAAAAGUUGCUCUGUCAAAAGCGAGCACGCAUGAGAAAUAAGGGUGACCUCUGGAUAAAAAAAGGCAUGGAUCACAAGAGUUAGACUAAGUUCUGACUCCCCUCGAGCUGUUUGUUUGUUUUUUCAACUCUGGAGAAGGACGUAAAACAGUCAACAUGCCUGCCAAAACAAAAUACAAUUUAGUCGAUGAUGGACACGAUUUGCGGAUUCCUUUACAUAACGAGGAAGCAUUCCAACAUGGGAUUAAUUUCGAAGCAAAGUAUAUCGGUAGUCUGGAUGUGGCUCGACCCAAUAGCCGUGUGGAGAUUGUUGCGGCCAUGAGGCGGAUAAGGUAUGAAUUUAAAGUGAAGAAUAUCAAAAAGAAGAAAGUCAACAUCAUUGUGUCCGUGGACGGGGUGAAAGUAGCGCUGAGGAAAAAGAAAAAGAAAAAAGAAUGGACCUGGGAUGAAAGCAAGAUGAUGGUGAUGCAAGACCCAAUAUACAGGAUAUUCUACGUAUCGCACGACUCUCAAGAUUUGAAGAUCUUCAGUUACAUUGCAAGAGAUGGACAGAGCAAUGUGUUUCGAUGUAACGUCUUUAAAUCAAAGAAAAAGAGCCAAGCCAUGCGGAUAGUGCGGACAGUGGGUCAGGCUUUUGAGGUCUGUCAUAAACUUAGCCUUCAGCACACCCAGCAAAACGCAGAUGGCCAGGAAGACGGUGACGCUGACAAGACUUGCACAGAUUCUGGAGUUACAGAGCGGGAGCUCACAGGGGCAGAAAAGCCGGCUCUAGAUGAGACGGACAUUGAUGCAGAGGAGCUUCCCCUCCCCGACAGCACAAUGGACGAGUUCAGUCGCGGCGUCACUGAUCUGGAUGCGCCCAAGAAAGAGGAAGAUCUCACCAAGGACAAAAAGCCCUCUGAGGAGCCCAACAUCCUGCUGGCUUCCCCUAAGUUGCUGCUUCCUUCAGGCAGUCAGGUCCCGGCCAGCACUCCUCUGUCUGUGCACCAUCAGCUCCAGCUGCUCCAGCAACAGCUCACCCAGCAGCAGCAGCAGACACAGGUGGCCGUGGCCCAGGUUCAUCUGCUGAAGGAUCAGCUCUCCGCAGAAGCUGCGGCAAGGAUUGAGGCCCAGGCUCGAGUUCACCAGCUGCUGUUGCAGAAUAAGGACCUACUGCAGCAUAUUUCUCUUCUGGUCAAACAGGUUCAGGAGUUGGAGCUCAAGAUGGCUGGAAAUGGCUCUAUGGGCUCUCAAGACAGUCUCCUUGAAAUCACCUUCCGUGCUAACGUGCCCCCAGUCCUAUGCGACCCCACCACCCCGAGACCAGAGGACGCCAUCCUACCUCCUUUCAACGACGGGACACCGCUCUCCCUGCCGCUGGGCAGUCCAAUAGUGGACCAAAGCAUGUUUGAGAACUGCAAUGCUGCGGAACAGCCGAAGCUGAACUUUCGUCCAGCGGGCUCCACGGACACGUCUGCCCUGGCAGGAUCCAGGACAGGUGGCAGCCAGCACCUAAAAAACGCCCUGAACUUGGGCAAAGCCAUGGGUGCGAAGGUAAACGACUUGCUCCGCCGAAAAGAUCCCAACAGCUUUGGAGACAUUGGAGUCACAGAGGUGAAUAAGAAUGUAGAGCCAGUGUGGUCCAACCUGAAUGAGAUGGGACACAGUACAGCAAAAAACAGUCACAUGUCCCUGGACUCCUUCCCUCGGCUUGAUCCCCCACCUCCCACCGGUAAAAAGCGUCUCCCACGUGCCCUGAAGACCACCCAGGACAUGAUGAUAUCCUCUGACCCCGUGGUGGCCUCCCCAGAAUCCUCCUUCGUCUCCUCACCUGACAAGAUCACCAAAGAUAAAGCUGAGCUUCAGUCUGAACCGAGCCUUGAAGAGUCCGGCCUCGAGAACCCUUCAGAACCUGGCGACCGUGUCAACAGCCAGAUGGAGAAAAGGCCCGGAUUAGAACUAAAAAACGAGCCCACAGCUGUGGUGACGGAUGAGAAAGAUUCUGAGGCUGUCGAUCAGUCACAGCUGCUGCUUUCUGUUCCAGAUCUCAUUCACAAAGACAAUCUGGACCCAAAGAAACUGGCCAACUCAGAAACUAGAAUGGCUUCCACCCCGUGUCCAGGGAAAGGGGGCUGCCGCAUCAGCGUCACUGAGGGGGAACUGUUGGGGAACGGCACUGUGGAUUACCGAACCCUCAACUCGGAGAACGAAGAAUCCCACCCUGACCUGCUGUCAUUUGAAUAACAGGCUUCCACAAUGGCCAAAAGUGUCUUGAAUCGGUCAUUUAGACUGCUUUCAUUCUGCAUUUCAUAUUUUGCCUUUAUAGCAAAGUACCACUGAUUGUACUUAGUUAUUUCGUAGAUAUAAUUAUUCAAAUGAUGAAAAUCACUGGGGGGGUUUUGUAUUCAUAGUAGCAUAAUUCUUUGAAAAAUUGUAUUUUAAAGAAAAAAAAACCAUGAUGAAUUAAUUAACACAAACCAAAGUCAAUACUACACUGCAAAAAAAAAACUUUUUUUCCAGUCAAAUAUUCCAGUAGAAUAUACUGGAACUUCAGAUGAAUUAAUUUACUUGAAAAGCAACACUGCAUAAGAUAUUAAGACAGUUUCUCGUUAUAUCUUGAAUAUUAGUCUAUUUUGUAUUUCUGUUUGUAACAUGACAGAUUGACAGAUUUGUUCACACAAGUAUAAACACGACAGACAAAACAUUUAUAAUGUUACAAAAGAUUUCUAUUUUAUAUAAAUGAUGUUCUUUUCAACAUUCGAUUCAUCAAAGAAUAUUAUUCAAUAUUUUAAGCGGCUGUUUACAACAUUGACAAUGAUACUAAAUGUUUCUUGAGCACCAAAUCAGCAUCGAAGCUUAGCUUUGCCAUCACAGGAAUAAAUUACAUUUACAUG